UCACAAAUUUUCCUGACACAACUUAGUUUGGAUUUGCAUACGAUGCAUCGAAAGCGAAAACCCACGUGAUUCUAUCGUUAUUCUGCUUCACGGACGUGAGUAAACAAGCCGAAAAAAUACAGUGACAGAAUCUGAAGAAAAAACCUUGGGAAAUUCUAAGGCACGCCGGAUGACGCCCGAUUGCCACGCGCACAGUUACGUAAAACUGCGUUUUUCCACCUCCCGAACCUCCACCGCGGAACGUGCGUUUAUUUUCGGAUUCUUACAGUUGGGAUUUUUAUUUUUAUUUCCUUCUUUCCGACGUCUACCUCCGCACGUUGGUUGACUGGUGUCCGUCAGACAGAAUUCAACAGCCGAAUCAACAUGGCCCGGUUUGACUUGUGCGCGCUAAUACUUCUCGUUCCUCUAUUAUCCAUCGCCUCAACAUCAUCGGCGAAAGAACCGGCCCAUGCUUGCCAACGGGAAUGCGACGGCGGGCCGGCGCGCCGCUGCGUCUACGAUUUCCACGUGGAGUACUAUUUCACAAUGAGCAAAGCAUGCUACGACUGUCCGCAUAAACGUGAAGACUGCGAUCGGCACCAUUGCAUUCCCGCAGACGGCAUUGAACGUGGUGUGAUUUCCAUCAAUCGUCAGCUUCCCGGCCCUUCGAUUCAGGUGUGCGAAGGUGAUAGAAUCAUCGUGAAUGUAAAGAACCAUUUGCCAGGAGAGAGUUGCACCAUCCAUUGGCACGGAAUCCAUCAGAUCGGUUCGCCGUACAUGGACGGUGUUCCCUUGGUAACCCAAUGCCCAAUAUCACCUGCCUCGUCUUUUCGAUACAAUUUUAUAGCCGAAAAUCCGGGAACGCAUUUCUACCAUUCGCAUUCUGGUUUCCAACGGGCUGACGGAGUUUUUGGUUCAUUGAUCGUUCGCCAGAGCAAGGAAAGAGAUCCUCAUUCUUCUUUGUAUGAUUAUGACCUCCCCGAGCACGUCAUGAUGGUAUCCGACUGGCUGGGCGAGCUGGGCGUUGCUAAAUUCGUAGCGCAUCAUCACGACGAUGGCGAUAAUAAACCAUCCAGUAUGAUAAUCAAUGGAAAAGGCAGAAUUCCAAAACCAAGAAAUGGGUUGACAUCCAACGAGACAAUGCCCCUUUCUGUAUUCAACGUUGAACAGGGUCGUCGUUAUCGCUUUCGUGUAAUCAGCAACGGGUUCUUGAAUUGCCCAAUUCAAUUGUCGGUAGACGAUCAUAUGCUCACGGUGAUAGCGAGCGAUGGUGGAGCCAUUCAACCCGUUGAAGUUGACUCGCUUGUAAUUGACGCCGGAGAAAGAUACGAUUUCAUCGUAAAUGCGGGCCAGCACAUAUCGUCUUACUGGAUCAGAUUACAUGGGCUUAUGGAUUGCCGUCCCAAAAGAGUUUUCCAGGCAGCCAUUCUACGUUACCAUGGCGCUCCGGAAACUGAGCCGGAUGACAUUUUGACCUACGAAAAUACCAAUCGUCCUGGCAAAGUCUUGAAUCCGGUUAACAUUGCUCCUGGCGACGACGAACACAUUACCGUUGCCGAGUUGAAGGCAAUGUCUCCGUCGAACACAAAAGACUGGAGCCGAGAACCUGAUCGCAAAUUUUACCUCUCAUACGAUUUCAAUCCAGUUAACAGCUGGCAUUUCCAUGAUCCAGAGCACUACCCCAUUUUUGGAGCCGAGAAAAACCAUCGACUCUACACCCCACAAAUUAAUCACAUCUCCCUGCGGAUGCCACCGACUCCACCUCUUUCUCAGCAUGGCGAUCUUCCAUUUGGAACCAUCUGUAAUGAGUCGACGGUGACGAACUGCCAACAGGAAUUUUGCGAUUGCACCUACACAUUGCAAAUUCCUUUGGGGUCUUUGGUGGAGCUUAUUCUCAUCGACAAAGGUGUGACUUUUGAUGCCACUCAUCCCUUUCACAUCCACGGUUCUGCUUUCCACGUUGUUGCCAUGGAGCGUGUCGCCAGCAACGUCACUGUUGACCAGAUUAAAUUAAUGGACCAGAAAGGGCACAUUAGGCGAAAUCUCGUCGACGCUCCCAUUAAGGAUACGGUGGCUGUCCCCGAUGGGGGUUACACCAUCGUCCGCUUCAUUGCAUCGAAUCCAGGCUACUGGUUGUUUCACUGUCACCUUUCAUUCCACAUUGAGGUUGGAAUGGGGCUGAUUUUCAAAGUUGGAGAACAUCAUGAUUUCCCACCAGUUCCAGAGAAUUUUCCCAAAUGCGGUAGCUGGCUUCCACCUGUUGAUGAAGAGGAAUUCGAGUCUAUCGUUAUCCACAAUUUGCCUUAUAACGCCACUGAUAAAAAUGAGAAAUCAGGAGAGGGAACCACUCUUCGACCUCCCACCUUUGGUGACUCAGACGAGUCGUCUUCUUUCAGUUCGGGAGAGUCGGAAUUGACAACUGAAGUGCCUUUUACGUUGUCCGAUGAAGAUAACUUUAUAAUCCCACAGCAUUUGACGAAUGGUACUCUCUCGCAUUCUGAAUCGCCAAUGAUUCACGCGACGUCAGGAACGAACCGUUUCGCAAUAUCUUUCAUUCCGUUUGCCCUCUUGCCAUGCGGCUACAUUUACACAAUCUUUGUUAGGCGAUAGCUUCUUCUCAAUAGGUGUAUAUUUAAGCUCUAUUUUUAUCAUGCUUCGACGAUUUUUGUUUUUUGACUACUUUUCCCUUGUUCUACGCUUGUUUACCAAACAGGAUCACAAAAAUGGCCAAUCAUGUGCCGGCCAGAGACUUUUUGUUACGUCGUAGACACGAAGCGCUUUUUUUGACUAACUGUGAAUAAAACCACUAUCCUUUUUCUAAAAAAAAAGUAAGAAUAGUUUCCAUGAUAUCACAAAAUUUUUUGUUACCAUUUUGCAAGAAAAAGUCGUUUUUACGAAACAUUAAAACCACGAGUUGCCUGUUAUGUAACGCUUUUUAACCACUUUCAUUCGAUUAAAGUUCCGGUUUGGCAUCACUCUUCAGCAUAAAAAAAAACCUCAAUCACCAUCACGAUUUAUGCGAUGUGUGGAGUAAUAUGAAUCCACAAGUGUGCCGCUUUCGCUUUCGCAUCAAUAGGUGCGCAUGAUUGCUACGUCUACAACAUCCGAGCGGCACAAAUAAAAAGCGCAUCUUCACGUAGUCGUGAAUCAGAUGUUCAAGUCGUUUGUCAGUGACAUUCAAACAG
This is a messenger RNA of Daphnia carinata, 3164 nucleotides long. RefSeq lists its product as uncharacterized. Gene Ontology annotation, cellular component: plasma membrane. The record is from RefSeq and is a predicted model, not a curated record. Gene Ontology annotation, biological process: iron ion transport. The transcript has 12 exons. The coding region runs from base 364 to 2589 and encodes 741 amino acids. NCBI's taxonomy places the organism in Eukaryota, Metazoa, Arthropoda, Branchiopoda, Diplostraca, Daphniidae. Gene Ontology annotation, molecular function: copper ion binding; oxidoreductase activity.